Messenger RNA from Raphanus sativus (radish), 980 nucleotides. Its product is annotated as 50S ribosomal protein L13, chloroplastic-like. Gene Ontology annotation, cellular component: cytosolic large ribosomal subunit; ribosome. The record is from RefSeq and is a predicted model, not a curated record. Gene Ontology annotation, molecular function: mRNA binding; structural constituent of ribosome. Lineage: Eukaryota; Viridiplantae; Streptophyta; Magnoliopsida; Brassicales; Brassicaceae. The transcript is spliced from 4 exons. Gene Ontology annotation, biological process: translation; negative regulation of translation. Bases 68 to 814 code for a protein of 248 amino acids.
CCACCACUGUUAUUUCCUGAAAACGGAAUCUUAUCGGAGAAAUUGAAAUUAGCAGAGAAGAACAGGAAUGGCGAUUCUCUGUUCGUCCUCAACAGUUAUACUCCCUCCUUCUUCUUCGGUAAAAACCUCCGGAUGUAACAGAAGGUCUCUGUUUCUAGGAUUCUCUCUAAAUGCUAUCUCAAAGCCGCCGGUUCGAAUCGCCACCAAUGUGAACACCAAAAGAGGAGUGCAGGUGAAAUGCGAAGCCGAGCAGGCAACUACUACUACUACUACUACUACUACAUCCCUUGUUCCGGCGAAUCAACGGUGGAUGUUCGACGAAGAAGAAGCCAAUGGCCCUGAUAUCUGGAACACAACAUGGUAUCCAAAGGCUUCAGACCAUGUGAACACGGACAAGCCCUGGUAUGUGGUCGACGCAACCGACAAGAUUCUCGGAAGGUUAGCAUCAACCAUUGCUAACCACAUCCGUGGGAAGAACCUUGCCUCCUACACUCCCAGUGUCGACAUGGGAGCCUUUGUUAUUGUGGUGAAUGCUGAGAAAGUGGCUGUGUCUGGAAAGAAAAGGAACCAGAAGCUGUACAGGAGGCAUUCAGGACGACCUGGUGGUAUGACUGUAGAAACCUUUGAUCAGUUGCAGCAGAGAAUCCCGGAAAGGAUCAUUGAGCAUGCUGUUCGUGGAAUGCUUCCCAAGGGACGGCUUGGGAGAGCUCUGUUCAAUCACUUGAAGGUUUACAAAGGCCCUGACCAUCCUCACGAGGCACAGAAGCCGCUUGAUCUCCCUAUCCGGGACAAGAGAAUACAGCUGCAGAAAUAGAUACAUACACCAUGGAGUAUCUCUACUAAGCUCCAGUUUUAUCUUGGGUUUCUGUAGUUUCUUCAUCUCAAAGGUAGAGGAGACCUUGCAGAUUCUUGUUUCUAUUGCUUGCAACUAUCAUCUCUAUGCUACAAAAGUUUUCUAAUGUGAAAAAGUCUUUUAUUUA